AUGGAAACACAGAGUCAUGAACCACUUCAAAAUCCACAAGAAACUCAGAAAUACAACACGUAUGAAGAAGAAAAGCAGGUAAAGCUAGAUAUUGUAUUGAAUCUCAAUGUUCCUAACAACUAUUGUGAGCUUGGGGGCAGUUCAGACUCCAAUCUAGUCACCACAGAUGAUUCUUCCAAAACUAUAUCAAAUCAUUACAACCGUGGCUCUGAAUCAUCUUCAGAGUCACGGUUUUUUUCUUGCAACUAUUGCAAGAGAAAAUUUUUUAGUUCGCAAGCAUUGGGAGGACACCAAAACGCUCACAAGAGAGAGAGGUCAAUUGCAAAAAGAGGACAUAGGUUUAUAGGAACACACAUGAUGUUGCCAGCAACAGGAACAAGAACAACCUCGUUUUUUCAGAAUCAUCUCCACCAUGGUGGUGCUAAUAGCAAUACUUUUAGACCACUUGGAAUUAAGGCUCAUUCUAUGAUUCAGAAGCCUUUUCAUAACUUUUCAUCCAGUGGAUUUGGAAGCACUUAUUAUGGAUAUAAUGGUUGGGCAAGACCACUUAUUAUGAAUCAACAAACUGGUAUAAGAAAGUUAGGUGUGGAAACUUUCAAGGAAACAGGAUUAUCAUCACAUGAAAGUGUUGGGAGAUUCAAAAGGGUUGAAGAGGACAUGGUGAAUUCAGAAACUCGUUUGAAUUUGAAGAGUAAUCAAGAAGAGGUGAAGCACCUUGACUUAUCCUUAAAACUCUAA
This is a messenger RNA of Lathyrus sativus (Indian pea), 738 nucleotides long. The record is from the annotation of a GenBank genome assembly. NCBI's taxonomy places the organism in Eukaryota, Viridiplantae, Streptophyta, Magnoliopsida, Fabales, Fabaceae.